AUGGCACGGUACUCGCGCGCCUCGCUCUCGCUGCUUCUUCUUGCGUGUUGUGCCCUUAUGCGGAGCUCCUACGGCUCGAGACCGCCUCCUCUGGGGUCGCAGAAGCAUGCGGUCCUAUCUCCGAUGGUUCACGGCGCCGCCCAACCACGCCGCCUCGGCGACACGGAAGAGGGUGCGACUGGUCAUCAUGGAGUAGACGCUGACGAUGAUGCUGUCACAGCUUCCACGAUGGGCGUGGGCGAUGUUGUGCCGUCGGAGCAGAGGAAGGGAUCAGGGCUGCCGGUGCUGCAGCAGGCGCUGGGAAGGAUGCUGGGUUCGAAGCUGGCGCGGCGGAUCCUCGGAGGGGAGGCGGAGGACUCGGCGGCCGGGCCGUCGUGCCACUCCAACAACGCGCACAUCACUUGUGCCCCGCCGGCGCAGCACUGA
Molecule: messenger RNA, 426 nt
Organism: Triticum turgidum subsp. durum (durum wheat)
Lineage: Eukaryota; Viridiplantae; Streptophyta; Magnoliopsida; Poales; Poaceae
Source: the annotation of a GenBank genome assembly